This is a messenger RNA of Aspergillus tanneri, 1758 nucleotides long. RefSeq names its product inorganic phosphate transporter (gene PHO89). Bases 1 to 1758 code for a protein of 585 amino acids. Gene Ontology annotation, biological process: phosphate ion transmembrane transport. Lineage: Eukaryota; Fungi; Ascomycota; Eurotiomycetes; Eurotiales; Aspergillaceae. Gene Ontology annotation, cellular component: membrane. The record is from RefSeq and is a predicted model, not a curated record. The transcript has 6 exons.
AUGAUCCUCCAUCAGUUUGACUAUCUCUUUGCCAUCGGCACCAUCUUUGCCUUUCUGGAUGCUUGGAACAUCGGUGCCAAUGAUGUCGCCAACUCCUUUGCUACCUCCGUGUCCUCGCGGUCCUUGACCCUGUGGCAGGCCAUGAUGAUUGCUACGGUCAUGGAAUUUGCUGGGAGUGUCGGAGUGGGCGCCCGCGUCGCUGACACUAUCCGCACCAAGAUCGUCGACGUCGACCUCUUCGAGAGGGAUCCCUCCAUGCUGAUGUUGGGAAUGGUGUGUGCUGUCAUUGCCUCCUCCAUCUACCUGACCAUCGCGACGCGACUCGGCAUGCCCGUCUCCACCACCCACUCCAUCCUGGGCGGCGUCCUGGGCAUGGGCAUCGCCGCGGUAGGCUCCGACGGCGUCAAGUGGUGGGGAGGCAAUAUCAACUCAGGUGUUGUUCAGGUCUUCCUGGCCUGGAUCAUUGCACCGAUUCUCUCCGGGGCUUUUGGUGCCAUUAUCUUCCUCUUCACUAAGUAUGGCGUCAUGCUGCGGAGUAGCCCCGUGAUGAAGGCUUUUGUCUCCGUUCCGGUCUAUUUUGGUAUCACCUCGGCUUUGUUGACCAUGUUAAUUGUCUGGAAAGGCGGAUCCAGUCGAAUCACACUCAACACCCCCCAGACCGUGGGAGUCAUCAUCGGCGUCGGAGCCGCCGUCGCCCUAUUGGUCUGCAUCUUCUUCCUGCCCUGGCUGUACCAGCGUCUCAUCAAAGAAGACUGGCAAUUGAAAUGGUACCAUCUCUUCCUGGGUCCUCUGGUGCUCCGUCGCAACGACAUCCCCCGAGCUCGCGAGGGCCACUCCAUUGUGCAGAACUACUACCGCGGCCACAAGACCAUGGACGAGCUGCAGGCGGAGCGGGCUGGUCGUCCCUCCUCUGAUCCUGAACAGGGCGUGAGGACCUCCGACCUGGCCAAGGAAAAGGAAAAGGAAAGCCACGCCACUUCCACCGCCGCGGAGAAAUCCGAGCCUUCUACCAGUGCGCCCGCCUCGACCGUCGGCGAGAAAGAAGUCCCAUUCAGCUUCAUCGGUCCUCGACCCCAGGAUAAGGGCUUCUUCCAUCCCGUCAUGCUCUUCUGGCAGUUCCGUCGGUUCUUCUUCCGUGGCGUCGAACAGGACGUUGUCGGUCUGCAGAAGAAACGGAAUAUCCUGACGGGGGAUAUCGAACUUGUUCAUGCCCACGCUACUCACUAUGAUAAUAAAGCAGAACAUAUGUAUUCGUUUCUUCAGGUUAUGACCGCUGCUACGUCGUCGUUUACCCAUGGUGCUAAUGAUGUUUCCAAUGCCGUCGGCCCCUACGCAACAAUCUACUACAUCUGGUCCACUGGCGAACUCCACUCCAAGAGUCCCGUUCCCUACUGGAUUCUUGUCUUCGGCGGCGCCGCUCUGGUCAUCGGUCUAUGGACCUACGGAUACAAUAUCAUGCGCAACCUCGGAAACCGAAUCACGCUGCAUUCUCCGUCUCGGGGAUUCUCGAUGGAAUUGGGCUCCGUGGUGACGAUUAUCAUGGCGACGAGAUUGAAACUCCCUGUCUCAACUACGCAAUGUAUCUCCGGCGCUACUGUCGGUGUUGGUCUGUGUAAUGGGACCUGGAGAACGAUCAAUUGGCGCAUGAUUGCUUGGAUUUAUUUCGGCUGGGUUAUUACUUUGCCUGUUGCCGGGAUAAUCUCAGGUUGUUUGAUGGGGAUUGUUAUUAAUGCGCCGAGGUGGGGGUUGGGGGUUUAA